This is a messenger RNA of Penicillium cosmopolitanum, 2115 nucleotides long. Its product is annotated as CCCH zinc finger and SMR domain protein. Bases 1 to 2115 code for a protein of 704 amino acids. Gene Ontology annotation, biological process: negative regulation of DNA-templated transcription. NCBI's taxonomy places the organism in Eukaryota, Fungi, Ascomycota, Eurotiomycetes, Eurotiales, Aspergillaceae. Gene Ontology annotation, molecular function: metal ion binding; RNA binding. The transcript is spliced from 4 exons. The record is from RefSeq and is a predicted model, not a curated record. Gene Ontology annotation, cellular component: nucleus.
AUGGUUUCGGAAGAACUUCUCGAGAAAUGUCUCGAGAUCUUACAGGAUCAGGCUCUCGAUGAUGAAGAGCAAGUGGAGAAGGUGGAGGAUUUUCUGCGGGCAAAUACCUCCCUCUCCUCCUCUUCGUUGGAAAAUGCGAUGGCGCGCUCAUCCACACCGUUAUCGCCGCACUCAAAUCUGGGCACCAGCCCCGGAAGUACCUCGUGGGUGCAGAGCUCGCGCGGGGCAUUCUCCCGACCUCCGCUCUCCUCAACCGUCUCCCCAUUUACCUCCCCACGCCCGUCUCCCCGACUGGCACUGGCACAACCAAUACCCCACUCGCCAAAUUUGAAUGCAUAUGAGUUCUCCGAUCAAAGUCAAAUAUCGGAAUAUUAUGCAGAUUUUGGUAGCGACAGCAAUGUUGAAUGGUUGGUGGCGGACGAUGCGAAUAGUGUAACUUCAUCCACUGGAGGGUUUGGAUAUACUGCAUCUUUGAGUGCUACCGCUACGGAGUUCGUACCAGACAUGAGCCCGCAUGACAUUUUGCGCACUGUUUUGGGUGAUAGGCGGUCCAACGAUGAAAUCGAAGCCGCUCUGGAAGCCCACAGUUAUGACCUCGGGGCGACUAUUGCAGCGCUUUCGCAGGAUCAAGAUACCGAUAUUUUUGCCAAACAGGAUGAUGGCCGAGUGGUGGUUGGGAAGUCCAUGGCAAUGGACCAAGUUCGCCCCGUCACGCCCUCAGGCCACUCUCGCAGUCCUGUUGUCUGCAAGUAUUGGCUAUCUACCGGGCAAUGUCUUCGCGCAGAUUGCCGCUUUAGCCAUGAUUUAACCAGCCAUGUGUGCAAAUACUGGGUUAUGGGCAAUUGCCUGGCUGGCGAUGGGUGUCCGUUUUCACAUGAUCCCUCAGCUCUCAUCUCCAACCUUAGUGUCGCGAGCGGCAGUCGACCAGCUUCCCCAGCUGCAGGCUCCCCCUUCCAGAUGGACAGCGGCUCUGAUGCUUUUCCACCGCUGCAGUCAUCAACUGGAUUAGAAGAUCAAUGGACGGGUCCAUAUGGCAGUCGCUAUCCAGCGCACCUCUCUGGUCUGCAAAACAAGAACAUCCCCCCAGGCCUUCACCCGGGAAUGGGCCGACGCAACGGCAGUAUGAAUAAUAUAACUCGUCCGAACUCACGCCCAACAAGCCGCCAUCAGAACCGUGAGCUGAACCCGACCGCCCUCUCUGUCGAUGAUCCAGAUGCCUUCCCCACCCUUGCUGCCGUCAGUGCAAAGAAUGCCGGCAAAAAGCAUCAUGGCAAACGAGGCGGCCACAAUGGUCGCGAUAUCAAUAAAGAAAACAUUCCUUCCUCCAUGGCAGAUGUUGUACGCAUGACACCAUCUCCGGCUCCCAGCAAAGGCAAAUCAUCGUCCAAGAAUGCCAAAGACGCCAAGGGCCGCGAGAACAGCGCUGCGGCUAUGUCGAUCGCGCCUCCGCAGAAUAUCCCGUGGCUCGAGACCGGAACGCGGGCAAAUCAGCAGUAUAUUAAAUAUCGCACAGAGGCAAUUCGCCACGGAACUGUUCGGAAUAAAUUCUUACAGAGCGCUGCCCAAGCUUGGAAUCGGAAUGACGCACGAGCUGCGAAGGCGCUAUCACUGAGAGGCCAGGCUGAGAACGAUGCGAUGCGUCGUUGUCACCGGGAAGCUGCACGCCAGCUAUAUGAAGAGCGUAAUCAGCAUUUGAACCAGGCGGGCCUGGACGAAUCUGCAGAGGAGCUCUAUAUUGAUCUGCACGGCUUGCACCCAGAAGAGGCCAUUGAAUACCUGGAGAAAAUACUACUCAAGCACGCACGCCAGGGACUUCGGGUUGUUUACGCGAUCACAGGCACUGGCCACCACUCGAAAAACGGUAAAGACAAGAUUGGAAAGGCCGUCAAAGCUUGGCUGAACGAAUGGCGUUAUCUAUUCCGAGAAUUCAGCGUGCCUGGCGAGCGCGGGGGAUAUGUUGGAGGUAUCCUCGGUAUUGACCCGACCAGUUAUGAUAAGUCCCUUGCUCGGAGUAUGGCGGAGGAAGAAUCGGCGGCCGCAGAUAUUGGCAACAACCUCACGCUAGGCAAAAUCCAAUUGCUUAGGCGGGAAGAUUUAGAAACGCAAAAUCAAUGA